CUCCCAGCAGGCAGCCGGGAGCCAGGGAAGGGCAGAGUUCACCGUCACGUUUCCAGCGGAGGACUCCGGGUGUGCGCUGGUGUCCUGCCACCGAAGGGCCUCUGGGACAGAGGGCAAGGGGAAAGGCCAGCUGGCCUCCUCUUGCCACCCCCUGGCUCCUGAUCGCCCCUGAGCGGCUCCGAGCCUGCCUGGGUUUGUGGGCGUGUGGUGGGAGCUGCCCGGGAUGGAGCCUGUGACGGGGGUAGCGCUCGGCCAGGCAGAGACGGCUCCCUGUGAGCACCGGAGAAAGUGAAACCGAGCCCUGCAGAAGCCACAGCUCCAGGGGAAAAGGAAAAUGGAAGAGAAUCCAAGCGUGGAGCUGCCUGGAGCUGGACCAGCCCAGGGUGAGGUGGGGAGCACAGCAAAGCUUCCUGAGCACCAAGAGCCCACCCAGGAACCACCUGUGCACCAAGAGGCCACCCAAGAAGCACUUGGGCACCAAGUCACAAGCAGGUGGCCUGAGACACCCUGCAAAGCAGAGGAGGACUCUUCAGUGUGUGAAUCAGCUGCUGAUGGGGGAGAGACAACACUGUUGGGUUCAGCUGGUCCCACACUAGAGGAGAGAGCUGCCCAGGAAACUGAAGUAUUGCCAGAAGAUUCUGACAAGACAAGAGAAGGUGUCUCAGAAAGACCCCUGGAAAAAGAAGGCUUGGAUGAAGCUGAGCUGGGCCAUGAGAAUGUGGAAAGCCAAGGAGACAGCCCUGACCACCAGGAAACUUGGGAGCACCCGGAGACAGCUGGGCAGUGUGAAAGCCUCUGCAAGGAGGAGGAAGGUGUCUCAUCAACAAGCAAGGCACGGAGCACUGGCAGUGAAAUGACACAUUUGGAUGUGACUAGCGUGGAAGAUGUCCGCAGGGACCUCUUGGCAGAGAAAAGCAGCAGUGCCACUCUCCCACACUGGCAGCCAGAGGCACCCAGAGAGCAAGAAACACAGGAGAGUGGGUCCCAGGGCACAUUAAGGAAAAGACCUAAAGGGGACACAGCCCCAAACCCAGAGACUCUGUCUUCCCUGCAGAACAUCACCACCCAAAACACAGAGCAGGAGAAGGCCAAAGAGUCCCUCCUGUGGAAAGGUGAGGAAAAGAAGCUUCCCUUGCAUGUUACUCAUCGACCAGAAGGCACUGAUCCUCCAGGAGCAAGGCUCUUCAUCGCGGGGCUGGCGGCGCUCGCCUUCUGCAUCUUCUGCUUCUGCCGCCCCACGUCCAGCUCGCAGCAGCCGCUCAGGAACCCCGCGGUGGAGGCCUUCCUGUCGCAGUUCGACCAGCUGCAGCACCGCUUCCCGGGCCAGAGCCCGCACCUGUGGCUCCGCGGGCGCAAGUUCCUGCGCAAGCACCUGAACGCGUCGCAGCCCACGCAGCCGGCCAUCGUCAUCCUCACGGCGGCGCGCGGCGCCGAGCGCACCCUGCACUGCCUGGGCGCCCGCCUGGCCGACUGCUACUCGGCCGCCCUGCACGGCAGCACGGUGCACAUCCACGGCGGCGACAAGGCCGGGCUGCGCAGCGACCGCGCCAAGCUGGAGGUGGACGCGGAGCUGAGCGCGGCGUUCGAGGCGGGCGGCCGCGCCGCGGUGAUCCACCGCUUCGAGCUGCUGCCCGCGGGGGCCACCCUCAUCUUCUACAAGUACUGCGACCACGAGAGCGCCGCCUUCAAGGACGUGGCGCUGCUGCUGACCGUGCUGCUGGAGGAGGACGCGCUGGACAGCCAGAGCAGCCUGCAGCAGGUGGAGGAGAGGGUGCGGGACUUCCUCUGGGCCAAGUUCACCGGCGGCAGCGCCCCCGGCUCCUACGACCGCAUGGACUCGGACAAGCUGAGCGGGCUGUGGAGCCGCAUCUCCCACCUGGUGCUGCCUGUCCACCCGGUGCAGGCCAUCGAGGAGGACGGCUGCUAUGCCAAACCCUAGGGACAGAGGCGGCCCCAGCCCCGAGGAGGGUUGGAAAGAGGGUCCUGACCGGCUCUGGUACAGGCAGAGGCACAACUGGUGUUACUUCUCUUCAGCUGUAGCUUCCUGGGAAGAGUUUGACAGGUACAAGUUGAUCUGGGACAUUUGGGCAGCUGAGUCCUGGAGGUGAUACACACGCGGCCUUCUGGCAGAUGGGAACAGCGGGUAUUUUAGGGUUCAGCGUGUGGGGAAGCAGGAGGGAAAACAGGACCUUGCAGGUAGCAUUUCUAUCGAGAAAUAGACAAAUAAUCACAACUAGUACAACAGAAGGAUGCUGUGAUUUGGCAGCUCUUUCAUCUCUGUCUGCCCCUCAGCUUGCUAAAGCUGUGUACAUCAGUCUCACAGUACACUUUAUCCAGGGAGCUGCUAGAACACAGAAAGAUCAAAUCCUCAAAGCCCAGCAUUUUUGAAGGCAUGCUUCAAAAAGAAAAGCAGUUUGCCAGUCAAGAGUGUGACCCAAUAGGGUCCCACUUACACAGCCUGAUUGACAGCAGGCAAAGCCCAGAUCCUCAAACAAACCUGCAAUUCAGAGAUCCCCUAAACAUCAGUCACAAGAAAUUUCAGUAUGUCAGCACUUGAACACUAUGCUGAUGGCAGGGACCCCAUCAGGGGAUCCCACGUGCCAGAGAACAAGCUCCAGAACCAGAGAGCAAUGAAACUGUUGCUGUCACCCUGAUAGUGUGAAGCUUCAAAAGGAUUACACAGGUAAAAAAUGAAUAAUACAAUGUAAUUUAAUGCUACCUCUCUCUAAAACGGGUCCACUCCAUCCCUUUGCCACACAAAGGCUUCAACUCUCUCCUUAGGCUGAUGCCCACACAACAGAUUGUUCUUCUGGAUUUCUGAUCUGUGUGCAGGGCUGGAAACCUGUCGGCCAGCCUCUCCCCAGGUGACUUCUGUUGAUGAAUGUAGAUUCUAUGUUGAUAUUUCAAACCAUGUAGGGUAGCACACCGGGUCCUUGCCCUUCCUACUAGGCAGAUGGAGCUCUGGCAUCUGCCAAAGCAAGUAGGAGCUGAGCUGGGUUAGCUGGUCAGGACAAAAUCUCUGCCAUUAACACUAAAAAUCCUUGACAAAGCAGGUUAGUUUCUUUCCAUUCCUCCUCGUCUGCAUCCUAGGAAGAGAACUCCACGUCCUGGGAGCACUGAGGUUGCCCUGCACACUGUGUUUUUGCAGGUGCUGUGGGGCAGAGCAGCCAGCUCCGGAGCACCUGGAGAGCAGGGGCAGGUUGCAGCAUUGAUUAUAAACAAAAGUGCCAGCCCCGUGUGCCUGUGCAGAGGGAGCAGCUCUAGCAGGUCGUGGCUCAUUCCCACAGCAGCAGCACAGUCCGAGGCCUUGCAGAGCCAGGCUGUGUGUCCAAACAGGAACAAAUCCUCACCACCUCGGUGGUUUUUAGCAGCUGCACAUCAGGGUGCUCCUUACAGCAGCUGGGCCCUGGUGCUGGAUGGAUCUCCUGCCUGCAGUGCCUUGCUGAUCUGCCUCACCAAGGCUCGGGGAGGCGCAGCCCUGCUCCCUAAAAACCACAGCCUGUGUCUUCUUUCCCCCUGCCGUGUGCCUUGACCUGUCUCAGGAGAUUGGUGGCUCUUAACUUGGAGGAGGGGAGGGUUGAAGGAAGAGGGAAGGUUAUCUGUUCAUGUUCUGGCCAAAGAACAGACUUUUUGGUUGGUUGGGGACGUGAAGACAAGACCACAGAGGGGUUUUAACCGUGGUAAACCCUGGGCUAAAUGUGAGAGGUACCUGCUGGAGCCCAGGGCACGGUCAGAUACCAGGUACAGGUUGCUUCCUCCUCUCCCUCUUUCCUGUUGCUGUACACUACUUUGGUGGGAGAAAACACUGUGUCCUGCCCUGCAGGGUGAAGUGUGGGUGUUGGUAUAAGAACCAGCAGAACAUUAAUCAUGCUAUGCCAAUAUUUUGAUGGAAAUCUGUAUUUUAAUGUUCUCUCUGUUUUACAUACUGUGUUUGCUAUGCAUAACCCAGGUGUGUAAAGGCAACUCCCCGUUGCUGAGAGUGUCACCCACCUGAGUUCUUCCAAUACAGAGAUAUUUUUAUGGCCUUUUAAAGACAAAUAUCUGCUUGCUUCUGGAACAGGACUUCUAUUUAAAAAUAAAUGGUGAGGUUGUGAAAGAAGCCAGCAAAGUGA
Molecule: messenger RNA, 4112 nt
Organism: Prinia subflava (tawny-flanked prinia)
Lineage: Eukaryota; Metazoa; Chordata; Aves; Passeriformes; Cisticolidae
Gene: TOR1AIP2
Product: torsin 1A interacting protein 2
Exons: 6
Coding region: 335-1939 (534 amino acids)
Biological process (GO): membrane organization
Cellular component (GO): membrane
Molecular function (GO): ATPase activator activity
Source: RefSeq, a predicted model, not a curated record